Messenger RNA from Heterotrigona itama, 264 nucleotides. The record is from the annotation of a GenBank genome assembly. NCBI's taxonomy places the organism in Eukaryota, Metazoa, Arthropoda, Insecta, Hymenoptera, Apidae.
UACGACACAGAGAACGGGAUAUCCGUGGCAGAGCAAGGUGUUCCAAAGUUCGCCGGUCCAAAUCAAAUUGAAUCGGUACGAGGGCAAUUCAGUUACACCGCGCCGGAUGGCACGCCGAUUUUGGUUACUUACACGGCUGACGAGAAUGGCUUUCAACCAACCGGUGCACAUUUACCAACGCCGCCGCCGAUACCAGUAGCGAUACAACGUGCUUUGGCGCACAACGCGGCUCACCCUGAGGAAGAGGAUCCCUAUAGAAGAUAC